CUCUUCUUUCUUCUUGCCUUCCAGGUGAAGGGCCCAGGCAUUGGGCUUCUGGGCUUUUCUUUAGGGGCUGAUAUUUGUCUUUCUAUGGCCUCAUAUUUGAAAAACAUCUCAGCCACAGUUUCCAUCAACGGAUCUGGGUUCAGUGGAAACAAACCCAUACAGUACAAGCAGACGUGCAUCCCACCAUUGAACCAUGAUUUUAGAAGACUCAAGGUAGCCUUCUCAGGCCUCCUGGACAUUGUGGAUAUACGAAAUGAUGUUAUAGGAAGGCAUGAGAACCCCAGCAUGAUUCCAAUAGAGAAAGCCCAGGGGCCCAUCCUCUUCAUCGUUGGUCAGGAUGACCAUAACUGGAGGAGUGAGUUAUAUGCCCAAAUAGCCUCUGAACGGUUACAGGCCCAUGGAAAGGAAAAACCCCAGAUCCUCUCUUAUCCUGGGACUGGGCAUAAUAUUGAACCUCCUUACUUCCCCCUAUGCCCCGCUUCUGUGCACAAAUUACUGAACAAACCUAUAAUGUGGGAUGGGGAGCCCAGGGCUCAUGCUAGGGCUCAGGAAGAUUCAUGGAAACAAAUUCUAACCUUUUUCUGCAAACAUCUUGGAGGUACCCAGAAUAUAGCUUCCCCUAAAUUGUAAUGUGUUGGUCUGUUACUGACAUGAGAAAUUCAAGGUCAGACUCUGGUUUUCAGUAAUCAUAUGUGUAUCAG
This is a messenger RNA of Mustela lutreola (European mink), 701 nucleotides long. RefSeq names its product peroxisomal succinyl-coenzyme A thioesterase-like. NCBI's taxonomy places the organism in Eukaryota, Metazoa, Chordata, Mammalia, Carnivora, Mustelidae. Gene Ontology annotation, molecular function: fatty acyl-CoA hydrolase activity. The annotation marks the transcript as partial. Gene Ontology annotation, cellular component: peroxisome. The record is from RefSeq and is a predicted model, not a curated record. The transcript has a single exon. Gene Ontology annotation, biological process: fatty acid metabolic process; acyl-CoA metabolic process.